GAAGCAACUGUAGAAAACACUGAAUGCGUGAAGAAAAGCGUGUUAAGACAAGGCAAAACCUUCACUGGUACUUCUCUUCCUGAAGUUAGCAAAUACCCAACGAUACUGCUGCAUGACUGCAGAAGAACUACAACAGGUCCGGACAAUGAAGAUAACAUAAAGAUGUUUAAGAACGUUCAAUAUCCAAGACGUCGAGGCCACGGUCCGUUUUUCAGAAGCAAGAACUACGUUUAUAUAACUAGUUUUACUGAUACUAAGCAAAGUUCAUUGGCAUCUAAUAUGAACUCUACUCGCGGCCCCUUGCAUUUUCUAAUCUAGACACUUAAACCGCACAAAGAAUCCAUGUUAGGUAACAGAAAAGCAACAAGUUACGUAGCGAGUCUCCGGAGGGAGGAGGGGCCUCAGAGUGGCGCAGGGCUAGCGGAGAGAAGCACGCCCGGACGCUCCGAGUUAAUCACAAUCUUCUGACUUCCAUCAGAGCUGUUGGUGUCGGCGAGCAGCUGAAGACAGCGUCAGAGAAGAUGGGGAACCGAGUGGGCCGUGAGGACUACGAGUGGGUCUACACGGACCAGCCGCACGCAGACAGAAGAAAAGAAAUUCUGGCUAAAUAUCCAGAAAUCAAGUCCUUGAUGGGUCCAGACCAGAGGCUGAAGUGGAUUGUGUGCCUGAUGGUGGGGAUCCAGUUCUUAGCAUUCUACCUGGUCAAAGACUUGGACUGGAAGUGGGUUCUGUUUUGGACAUAUGCGUUCGGCAGCUGCAUCAAUCACUCCAUGACCCUGGCCAUUCACGAGAUCUCGCACAACACCGCCUUCGGGAACAACAAAGCCAUGUGGAACCGCUAUUUCGCCAUGUUCGCCAACCUGCCCAUCGGUUUGCCGUACUCUGCCUCCUUCAAGCGCUACCACCUGGACCACCAUCGCUACCUGGGCGGCGACGGCAUCGAUGUGGACAUCCCCACCGACUUCGAAGGCUGGUUCUUUUGCACUCGCCUCCGCAAGUUCAUCUGGAUCGUCCUGCAGCCGCUGUUCUACGCCGUGCGGCCGCUCUGCAUCAAUCCCAAACCGAUCAGCCAGCUGGAGCUGACCAAUGUGGCCGUGCAGCUCUGCUUCAAUGUCCUGCUGUACUGGACAUGGGGGGCCAAGCCUGUGGUUUACAUGCUAGCCGGCUCCAUGCUGGGGAUGGGCUUACACCCCAUCUCUGGCCACUUCAUCGCUGAGCACUACAUGUUCCUGAAGGGCCAUGAAACUUACUCAUACUACGGCUGCCUCAACCUCCUCACCUUCAACGUGGGCUACCACAACGAGCACCACGACUUCCCCAGCAUCCCAGGGCGAAGACUUCCUUUGGUGAAGAAGAUCGCUCCAGAAUACUACGACGACCUGCCGCAGUACUCGUCCUGGGUGAGGGUUCUGUACGACUUCAUCAUGGACGACACGUUGAGCCCGUACUCCCGGAUCAAGAGGAAGUUAAAGGGAGAGGUCAAACAGGAGUAACCGAAGCUGCAGCAUCCUCAUGUCUGAGGCCUUGUAACAUUUCUCUACCGUGUCCUGCUUCCAUUCAGCUCAGUCCAACACAGGCAGAUUUACGUUUGUGUUUUUGCACAAAAAGGCCUUGAAUUGUGGAUAAAAAGAUGUUACUGAGAUUUUUAUUUGUUGCGAUAUAAUUGUAUUUCUGCUACACUUCCAAAUCCAUCAGAUAUUUUUGGAGUUGGGGUUGUGUUGACUACUUAUAAAUCAUUAGUAUCUGAGCUGGUGUUUUGUUGUUUCUUUUUUUUUUUUUAGUUCUGAUUAAUCUAGACAUGAAAUGGUUGCCAUACUAACAUUGUAUGUUAAAAUAAAAUGACUUGUUUUUGUAAGCUCGGUUUUGAAGCUUUGCUGCAGUUAUGUUGGCUCUAGUAGGGAAGCUGCAGUGGAAUAAUAUGAGGACCAAUGGGGGGAGGGUCAUAGGGCUUAUGUUUGUGCAGUGUUAGUUAUGGAUCUGAAGUGGAUUAAACUGUAAAUCUUAAAACUACGUUUGUAAAAAAAAAACCCAAAACAAACUAAAAUGUGUUGAGCUAAAGUCCAACCAUGAGUGAGCUGGUUUAAACUUUAAACUUUGCGACAUGUCUCUACAAAUUGGCCGACCUUUUGACCUCCUGGCUUUUCUUUCUGGGUUUUCUGAUAUCCCAGCGCCGGCACUCAGUAUUUCCAUCCCAGCAGAACGUUUUUCUCCUUUUUUUUUUUUUUUUUUUUUUUCCUGGGAUUCUGCCAGAAUCGGACGGAGCUUAGCACCGCCUGGCUAGAAGCCCUCAGAUGUAGCUGCAGCUGUGUGCAGCAGAGACAUGAACAUGUUUCUUUUUAGUCAAUCAGUGAGCCAAGAAUCUUUGUUUCUGUUUCACACAACCCCACUUCUGAAAAUCACCAGUGGCCUGGUGGAAGUUGAAAAAGAACAUCUAAAUGAAAAUCAAUUGUUAAGACAGUUUGAACAGAUUCAGCUGUAUUGUGCUGAAGUUGAUCUUAAAUAUUCUCAGUAAUGUUGCAGACGGAGGCUUCCCAAAAACCGGAGGGGAACCUCCGUCCGAAUCUGUCCGCCAUCUUGGUUUACCGCUCGGAUUAACUAACCUUUGCCACAAACACUCAAGGCCUCAAUGAUGCAACUGUCCACGCUUAUUUGACAAAGGUCAAUGUGUCUCCAUGACGACGCAAGCAUUUAUGGGGAUUCCCAUGCACUAAAGUUACUGAUAGCCGCAUUUCUGCAUGGUGCAGCGUGACCUCCAGAUGUCCUCCACCCUGAACUGCUACAUUCUAGGUCAUGGAUGGGAAGCACAGAGCGUCGUCAUGGGUGGGAUCUGUGCAAAUGAACUGAGGCUGCUGCAAUAUGCUGCUGUCAGAGAUUUCUACCUGUUUCCAGAGUGCAGCUUCUUUCUCCCAAUAUUCACCUGACAGGUUCAAUACCACCUUGUUCUAAUCUACUCCUGCCUCAUUAUGUACUUUCUGUUCACGGCAAGAUGUGACUCUGAACAUGAAGUCUGAUCUCAUUGCCAUCAGUGCUCUGCUUGCUCAGUUUAUUGAUUUUAUGUUCAGUAUUGCGAUUUUUAACUCAAGAUAAUAAAAACAUACUUAUUUUCA
Poeciliopsis prolifica (blackstripe livebearer) is the source of this 3107-nucleotide messenger RNA. It is a transcript of the gene degs1, whose product is annotated as delta(4)-desaturase, sphingolipid 1. Gene Ontology annotation, molecular function: sphingolipid delta-4 desaturase activity. Gene Ontology annotation, biological process: ceramide biosynthetic process. NCBI's taxonomy places the organism in Eukaryota, Metazoa, Chordata, Actinopteri, Cyprinodontiformes, Poeciliidae. The transcript is spliced from 3 exons. Bases 522 to 1493 code for a protein of 323 amino acids. The record is from RefSeq and is a predicted model, not a curated record. Gene Ontology annotation, cellular component: membrane.